GUAGGGCUGGUUAAAUGACGGCUAGUCGGUGGCGCGGGGAUGAGCGGGCGGCUUCCAGUGCGUGGAAGAGAGGGAUGCUGGGGCGGUUCAAGCGAGAUCGAGUUCACGCCAAGUGAAGUACGGCAGUUUGUGUCAGACCACGGAGCACGGAAGAUGCUCCCGGUUGUUUACGGAACGGGUGGACCGCCCUCGUCGCGGUGGCGGCGCCGCGCCACUAUUUUUCUCGGUUCCGCGUCUGGAAGCACAAGUAACAUCGUGAAUUCCUCUUGGAUCAUCAAGCCAACAUCCACUGCCACCGUGAUGACCACCGCAUUGGGCCUUUUAAUGGUAUUGCUGCCCGCGGCGUAUCCGGAGAAGAUCUCCAUCGGUGCAAUUUUCGAGCAGGGUACCGACGAAGUUCAGUCAGCCUUCAAAUUUGCGAUGUUCAACCACAACCAGAAUACCACAACUCGGAAGUUUGAAUUCCAGGCUUUCGUAGACGUAAUUAAUACCGCGGAUGCUUACAAGCUAUCUCGCCUUAUUUGCAGUCAAUUCAGCAGAGGGGUGUUCUCCAUGCUGGGCGCCGUUAGCCCGGACUCGUUCGACACCCUUCAUUCCUACAGCAAUACGUUUCAAAUGCCAUUCGUGACGCCCUGGUUUCCCGAGAAGGUUCUGACACCGUCCUCCGGUCUCCUGGAUUUCGCCAUAAGCAUGCGUCCGGAUUAUCAUCGCGCUAUCAUCGACACAGUGCGAUAUUACGGAUGGAAGAAAAUCAUCUACCUCUACGACUCCCACGACGGUCUGCUCAGGCUGCAGCAAAUCUAUCAGGGUUUGAAGCCUGGGAACGAAUCGUUUCAGGUCGAAACGGUGAAACGAAUACAAAAUAUGUCCGAGGCGAUCGAUUUCUUGCGCAGUUUGGAGGAAUUGAACAGAUGGAGUAACAAAUACGUCGUACUCGACUGUCCCACGGACAUGGCAAAGGAUAUCGUGGUAAGCCACGUGAGGGACGUCGCGCUUGGAAAAAGGACGUACCACUACUUGUUAAGCGGAUUGAUAAUGGACGAUCGUUGGGAGAGCGAGGUGAUCGAGUACGGGGCCAUCAACAUCACCGGAUUUCGCAUCGUGGACGCGACACGGCCCUACGUUAAAGAUUUCCUGGCUGGAUGGCACCGCCUAGACCCGGCCACGUCUCAAGGAGCUGGCCGCGAAUCCAUUUCUGCGCAAGCUGCGCUGAUGUACGAUGCCGUAUUCGUCCUCGUCGAGGCGUUCAACAAGUUUCUGAGAAAAAAGCCUGACAGAAGCAACGUGAGACGGACCGGAAUUCCUGGAAGCAGUCAGAUUACUAACGGCACCAGGGCGCUGGAUUGCAAUAGCAGUCGGGGCUGGGUGACACCGUUCGAAUAUGGCGAUAAAAUUUCCAGGCUACUCAGAAAAGUGGAAAUCGAGGGACUGACAGGGGAGAUCCGCUUUAACGAUGACGGUCGCAGGCACAAUUACACCCUCCACGUUGUCGAGAUGACGGUCAACAGCGCCAUGGUCAAAGUGGCUGAAUGGACGGACGAGGCUGGAUUCCAGGCAAUCGCGGCAAAGUACAUUCGACUUCGACCGCACGCGGAAAUCGAGAAGAAUAAAACCUACAUUGUCACAACCAUCGUGGAGGAGCCGUAUAUUAUGCAGAAAAAAUCGGAUAGCGGAGAGAUAUUGACUGGAAAUGAUAGUUACGAGGGUUACUGCAAAGAUUUGGCUGAUCUCAUAGCUAAGAAACUAGGAAUAACGUACGAACUUCGCAUAGUGAAAGACGGUAAAUACGGUAUGGAAAAUUCUGACGUUCCCGGUGGUUGGGACGGCAUGGUCGGCGAGCUGAUCCGCAAAGAGGCGGAUAUUGCGAUUGCCCCCAUGACAAUCACGUCUGAACGUGAACGAGUGAUCGACUUCAGUAAACCAUUCAUGUCGCUUGGAAUCAGUAUAAUGAUCAAAAAGCCCAUCAAACAGAAACCGGGGGUUUUCAGCUUUCUGAAUCCUCUGAGCAAAGAAAUAUGGGUGUGUGUGAUCUUUUCCUAUAUCGGUGUGUCCAUCGUUCUCUUUACCGUGUCCAGGUUCUCUCCGUACGAAUGGCGAGUACUGACGCUGAGCAGUGGUGGCGACCCAACAAUGGGGACGAGAAACGAUCCCACGCUGCAACAUCCGCACGGGUCGCAGGGAUCGCCUCAUAUACCCACCUCGAGCAUGGCGAACGAUUUCAGUAUCAUAAACAGCCUUUGGUUCGCUCUAGCCGCUUUCAUGCAGCAGGGUUGCGACAUAUCGCCCAGAUCGAUAUCAGGACGAAUAGUGGGCAGCGUGUGGUGGUUCUUCACCCUGAUCCUAAUCUCCUCGUACACCGCCAACCUGGCCGCUUUUCUAACGGUGGAGAGGAUGGUGGCGCCGAUUAACUCGCCGGAAGACCUCGCCUCGCAGACGGAAGUGCAAUACGGCACGUUAUCUCACGGCUCGACUUGGGACUUUUUUCGCAAAUCGCAGAUCAACUUGUACAGCAAAAUGUGGGAGUUCAUGAACUCGAGGAAGCACGUGUUCGUGAAAACAUACGACGAGGGUAUUCGAAGGGUGAGGACCAGCAAGGGGAAGUACGCCCUGUUGAUCGAAAGCCCGAAGAACGAGUACACGAACGAGAGGGAGCCCUGCGACACGAUGAAGGUCGGCAGGAACCUUGACGCCAAGGGUUUCGGAGUGGCGACGCCAUUGGGAUCCCCUCUCAAAGAUCCGAUAAAUCUGGCCGUGCUCUCGUUGAAAGAGAACGGGGAGCUGACGAAGCUGGUGAACCGAUGGUGGUACGAUAGAACAGAAUGCAGGCACGGUGACAAACAGGACGCCUCCAGAAACGAAUUAUCCCUCAGCAACGUGGCAGGGAUAUUCUACAUUCUUAUCGGCGGACUGCUUUUAGCCCUAGCCGUUGCAUUGCUGGAAUUCUGUUACAAAUCGCACACGGAAGCUACUAGAGCAAAAAUCCCGUUGUCGGACGCGAUGAAGGCGAAAGCCCGAUUGACGAUCGGUGGCGGUCGAGAUUUCGACAAUGGCCGGUGGUACGGACUGCAGAGUUAGACGGAGGAUGCAUGCGCCUUUCCCGGGACCAUAUUACUACGCGCCGGCAAACGCGAUUGGCAAUACCGAGGGCGACCAGGUGCACAGCAAUACGCAUACCCAGGUGUAAAUUACCUGGAAAGCCACAGCAUGGAAAGCCCUGGCGAGUCGCCCGCAAUCUCCCUGCCCACGCCUCCGCCGCCGCCCCUGGUGGCGUCUCUGCCUCCACCGCCGCCGCCCCCGCCGCCCAGAAGACCGCAACGAAGAAGCGUCACCUUCGCCGAGUCGCCGCCAAAGAGCCCGAAGAGGACGAGGUUCUCGCCGUUCCUGCG
Molecule: messenger RNA, 3386 nt
Organism: Apis mellifera (honey bee)
Lineage: Eukaryota; Metazoa; Arthropoda; Insecta; Hymenoptera; Apidae
Gene: GluRIB
Product: glutamate receptor 1
Exons: 20
Coding region: 40-3075 (1011 amino acids)
Biological process (GO): synaptic transmission, glutamatergic; modulation of chemical synaptic transmission
Cellular component (GO): plasma membrane; postsynaptic membrane
Molecular function (GO): glutamate-gated receptor activity; transmitter-gated monoatomic ion channel activity involved in regulation of postsynaptic membrane potential
Source: RefSeq, a predicted model, not a curated record